This is a messenger RNA of Symbiodinium pilosum, 1392 nucleotides long. Lineage: Eukaryota; Dinophyceae; Suessiales; Symbiodiniaceae. The record is from the annotation of a GenBank genome assembly.
AUGCCUUCUUACACAGACGUCCCAAGUCAGCCCUGCGCUGUCGAUACGCCACCGGACAUCAGUUUUGCACGGUCCCUGCGGCAACCACCAAAGCAGCCUAACACAGCGCCCGGGGUGGUUCGUGCAGCUAUCAUCACAUUCCUUAAUGGUAAGGCCAACAGGGCAUGCGAUUUGGCAGAGCUUGCCUCGCUUCCACAGUGGUUGGAAUGGACAGGGCGACCAAAGUUGAAAACAUUCAUCAAAGAUCUGGUCAUUCUGGAAACAGUUAAGAAGGCCAGAAUUGUCGUACGCUUGCGGCCAUUUUACUUCACACAGCGUACCAUCACAGAAGAUGCGGACAAAGAUGUUUCCCCAAUUGGUAGCAUUACCAACUCUAGCAGUCCUGCCAAGUAUGGGCCUGCGCAGGAACCUCUGGCAACCACUUCACAUGCAAGUGCUUCUGUGGUUCGGGCCAUGGGCGCCCAUGAACCUCAGAGUGGUGGUGUGCUCCUCAGCGAGCCUCCUCCUUUCGAUUCAUCCUGCAGGUUGGGCCGAGAAGUAGGCGGGACAGUGAUAGAUUUGGCCAGCGUUGAAUCGGAAUCAAUGCUUGGUCAGACCCUCCUCGUGCAGCCCUUGUGCAUUCGAUGGACCCAUGACAAGUUGCAGCAGAUGUUCACAUGCGGGCGGCGCUUGAAGCAUGUUGCUGACCAGCUCAGGGACAAGUCGAUUUCUCCUGAGGCUCGUGUUGGACCCGUGGCUCAUUUCCUGAAAGGCCUGACCACUGCAACUGAUGGUUGGUCCGUGGAAUUCUACCCUCCCUGCAUAUGUCGCAAGUGCGGGAUUGAGUUCCCGAACAAGAAGGGAGUGCGAUGGCACGCAUGCAAGGGGUUCAUGCAGUAUUCAGCACUGGAUUGGGAUGACCAGGCCUCUGAGGCCUCGGAAGCCUCGGAUGGCUCUGAGAUGGGAGACUAUGGGGAGGACGGGUGCUGGUAUUCCGACGCUGCGUGGUCUCAGCGCCUUGAGACAGAUGAGUACUGGCAGAGUGACGAUUGGGGUCGUGAUCCCUUGUGGCGUGCUGCAGCCAGUGGAAAUCACCAGCUUGCAAGCCGUUUGCUGGAAGCAGGGGCAGAUGUUGACGCGUGCGACUGCGAAGGUGUUUCGCCGCUGCUUGCGGCAGUGCGGAGAGGACAAUGGUAUGUGGCUGAACUGCUCCUCCAGUAUGGCGCAUAUCAAGCUCCUUGGAAGUGGACAGCUCGGAAGGGCAAAAAAUGGUCCAGUUGCAGAGCCACAAGAUACGACAGGAUUGUCGCAGCUGUGAAGUCUGGUCGGAGCAUCUCUGGACGUGAUUUGAUCAUCAAGUGCAAGCCGAAGUCUAAGGCAAAGUCCAAACCGAAAUCCAAGGCCAAAGCAAAG